This is a messenger RNA of Dimorphilus gyrociliatus, 2697 nucleotides long. The record is from the annotation of a GenBank genome assembly. NCBI's taxonomy places the organism in Eukaryota, Metazoa, Annelida, Polychaeta, Dinophilidae.
AGAGGCCUAUGGUAUUAAGCCGUGUGAAUAGGUGUAGUAUUAAGACAGUAAGUCUAGGUUGAUAUUUUACUUGUGCCAUGGAUCUUCUUUGCGUAACUAAUAUACUGAACUUUCUACCCGACGUGAGAAAAUUGUUAUCUAAUCGUAUUAACAGUGUCAGUAACUAUCUCACAUGGACAAAUAAUAAUGGGAGAAAAAGAAGACACCUGCCACAAGGGAGUGUCAAGAAAAGAACAAUGGCCCCUUUGGUUACCAAGAAAGCAAUAUUGCUAUGGAUACGUGUAUUUUAGACGCUAUGUGAAAAUACUGGGUAAUCUUCUAAAUUGGCUAGGAGGUGACGUAUACGUUCCUGCUCUUUGGCAAGCACCUCCUCGUAAGGAUAAAAAGCAUCCAGUUAUUGUCUUUUCUCACGGUCUCGGGGGUAAUCGAACAACUUAUACUACAAUAUGUACAGAUUUUGCUUCUUGUGGAUAUCUUGUUGCCGCUAUUGAGCAUAAAGAUGGAUCCGCUUCGAUGACGUGCUGUUUCAAAUCUCCAUUUCAUUCCGAAUCUAUAGAAACCCUUGACCUCAAUGACUUAUUAUUUUUAAAAUCUCAUAAUGCCCUCCAAGAAAAAUGGAUACUAUAUGAAAGACAAAAAGAUGAAUUAAAUUACGACCUAAGAAAUCCUCAAGUUCAUACAAGGGCGGACGAAUGCUCAAAAGUUUUAGAUGUUCUCACACGAGUUAACAGUGGCGAAUGCGAAAAGAAUUAUUUGGGUAGUUUUAAUAUGGCUCAAUUUAAGGGACUACUCGAUUUAAAUCGAGUAUCAGUUGUUGGCCAUUCUUUUGGUGGUGCAACAGUUGUCUCAGCUUUGGCCAAGGACAAACGAUUCAAAGUUGGCGUUGGUCUAGAUAGUUGGAUGGCUCCCUUGGACAAUGAUCUAUACUCGAAGGUUACUCAGCCUCUACUCCUCGUAAAUACCGAAACUUUUCAAUGGGCAGAUAACGUCAGAUCCAUGCAUAAGUUAAUCGAUCCAAACAAAAACGAUGAUCUUAAAAGAAUAUUGAUUACUAUAAGAGGAACAUGUCACCAAACUCAGUCAGACUUCCAAUUUGUUAUUCCGACAAAGUUGGCUAGAAUAUUGGAUUUCUGCCAUACCCUUGACCCUCACACGGCUAUGGCAUUAAACAAUAAAGCAACACGGGGCUUUAUAGCCCUACACACCGGUCUUCCUGAAGAUACUCAUCUGGAAGUUUUAACGGUAAAAGAAAUGGAUGAAAGCACACCUGGAGGUGUGUCAUUGACUUUAAAUUCUAAAGGCGAUCUUCAAAUUAAAACGUCUCUUUUAUAUUUUAAACAUGUUUUUAAUACUGGAACUUCAACAAGUAAACUAUUAGUAACACCCUUUCAUACUGCUAUAGCUCGAAAUUUGUUUUCUGUUGUAAGACAAUUGCUAGAGGAGAUUGAAGAUAGAAAUCUUAAGAAUUUUGUUUUGAACGCUGAUAUUGAAUAUAAAUAUCCCGCUUUAUCUCGAACUCUGCCUGAAUAUCUUUAUUUGACAAGAAUUGAAAAUCUUUUAUCACAGUCGGAUCGUAAAAUUCUCUUACCGGAGAAUCAUAGUUUUGAAAAUUUAAGAGCUGUAACUUCUUAUUCACAAGUUGGAGAGAAAUUUGAGAAGCCACUAUUCUUAGCUUUUUCAACCGGUGACACAGAUCUAAUAGAGUUAAUUUUAUACCAUGGUGCGCAGUAUAACGAAGCCGAUUCGAAAGGAAACAACAUUAUUCAUAAUUUGGUUCUUUUGUCAAAUGAUAUGCCCGAUAGAGCGAUUUUAAUGUAUAGAUAUUUGCUAAAUCAAAGCAUAGAUCUAAUCAAAGAAUUAUUAUCUCGGAGAAAUAAGUCCGAUUUAAAUCCUGUUGAAUUAUCUGCAUCACUAGGCCUAACAGAAAUGACUCGCACAAUUAUCAAUACGGAAAACAUUUACAGGUGGGUUAUCUCACGUUGCGGUGUUAUUAAUAUAACACGCUAUGAUGUAACUGAUUAUGAGUCGGAAGAGUCAAAACCUCAUAAAUCACUUCUCUAUUAUCUUACCGAAAUGAAUGAAAUUCAAAUAGUGAGAGCAAAUAAAUGUGGAUUAUUAUUAACGGAACCUUUCCGAACUUGGUCGGAGAGAAAGAUACAACAAUUUAUGAGGACAAUCGUUUUCUUUGUGGAUACAAAUUGUUCUGGUGGUCAGAAUAACUCAACAAGCGAUUCCUGCAAGCUGCCUAUGUUUGAUUCCUUCCUCGGCAGUCUUUAUGAAACGUAUUUAUUAAUGUUGACAGUGAUGGCUCCAUAUGACAUUUAUUUCCGAAAAUCUGCCAUGCCCACACUUUCUGUAAUGCUAUAUAUGAUUUGCGUUAUGACAAUUGGAGUAGUCAUGAUCAAUUUGAUGGUUGCGAUAAUGACAAGACGUCUAGAAACUAUUGAACAGAGUAAAGAGUCUAUACUAAAACUUGAGAAGCUUGCUAUUGUAUUACAUUUACAAGAGAGGGUAAAUACGAAAUUCUGGAGAGUUGUGCAAAAGACUUGCUCAACACUGAUAAAUAAAAUUUUCACAAAGAUAAUGAAUAGAAGAAUAACCGAAAAGUUCCGUCGAUUAAAAGUAGCUGAAGUUUUUACAAGAUCAGGAAAUAAGGUUUAUUUGGAUGUUAUUGAGAAAAAUUUCUACGAAGACUGA